GUGGCAUGUCAUACAGGCGUACUCGCGUCGCGAGUGUGACCCGUGAUUGCAGUUGCACGCAUAGAGACAUCUAAGAAAAACGUCUCAGUUAUCUGUAAAUAUACUUUAAAUAACGUCAUUUUUACGGACUUCAACAAGUCUCUGUAACUAAAACAUGGGGAGCUGUCUUACUGUUGGACCAAAUGAAGCCCUAGUUGUUUCAGGUGGCUGCUCGAAUCGGAAGACUUAUGUCAUUGGUGGCUGGGCCUGGGCAUGGUGUCUCAUUUCAGAUGCUCAAAGCUUGACACUAGAGAUAAUGACGCUACAACCCAAAUGUGAAGAUGUGGAGACAGCAGAAGGGGUAGCCAUUACUGUCACUGGAGUUGCCCAGGUCAAAGUCAUGACGGAAGAUGAGCUGCUGCCUUUAGCAUGUGAGCAGUUCUUGGGAAAAUCAGUGAUGGAGAUAAAAAGUGUCGUCUUGCAAACUCUGGAAGGACAUUUACGUUCCAUUUUAGGUACUCUUACAGUGGAGCAGAUCUACCAGGACCGAGACAAGUUUGCCCAGCUGGUGCGAGAGGUGGCCUCCCCAGACGUGGGCCGUAUGGGUAUUGAAAUCCUCAGCUUCACCAUCAAAGAUGUGUACGACAAGCUGGACUACCUCAGCUCUCUGGGGAAGACACAGACCGCAGCUGUUCAGAGAGAUGCAGACAUCGGAGUGGCUGAAGCAGAGAGGGAUGCUGGCAUAAGGGAAGCAGAGUGCAAGAAAGAGAUGAUGGAUAUCAAGUUCCAAGCUGACACGAAAAUGGCGGACUCCAAACGAGAGCUGGAGCUGCAGAAAGCUUCAUUCAACCAGGAAGUGAACACCAAGAAAGCCGAAGCUGAGCUGGCCUACGUGCUGCAGGCUGCCAAAGAGCAGCAGAAGAUUCGGCUGGAAGAGAUUGAAAUUGAGGUUGUGCAGAGGAAGAAGCAGAUCACCAUAGAGGAGAGGGAGAUCGACCGCACGGAGAAGGAGCUGAUUGCUACUGUCAAGCGGCCUGCCGAGGCUGAGGCCUACAAGAUACAGCAGCUCGCUGAGGGAGAUAAGAUGAAAAAGGUGUUGACUGCUCAAGCAGAAGCUGAGAAAAUCCGCAAGAUAGGAGAGGCGGAGGCAGGCUCUAUUGAAGCCAUAGGUAAAGCAGAGGCUAUGAGGAUGAGGCUGAAGGCUGAGGCCUACCAGCAGUACGGGGAAGCAGCCAAGGUUGCCCUGGUUCUGGAGGCACUGCCAAAGAUUGCUAGCAAAGUGGCUGCCCCUCUGGCCAGGACCAGUGAGAUAGUCAUUCUGAGUGGGGACAACAGCCGGGUGACUGGAGAAGUGAACCGCCUGCUGGCCGAGCUGCCCGUGUCCAUCAACGCUCUCACAGGAGUGGACCUGACCAAGAUACCUUUACUGAGGAAGAUGACUGACGCCCAGGCCUGAGAACAAUCUCCUACCUUCUGCUCUGAUAUGUCGUUUGCAUUCACUUCGACUGCCUUCAGAACACUUGAAAACCUAUCGUUUCUCUAUACAAGUGGAUUUGUGAACCUCUGGUGCCUUCAUUUUUACAGGACCAGAAUAUCUGCAUGUACUGCUGCUCCUCUUAAACAUUUACAUCUAACUGUUAUGUUAAGCUUUUUGAAUCCAUCGACGUAAUUGGUGGGAAAGGCGAUAGGAGAGGAACACUUUUAAUUCCUCUUUCAUUCAUCAAUAUGGUUCUAUCUGUAUGGUUCUAUCUGUGUAGAAUGUCUUGUAGGGAGUAACGGUAUGGAUACAUGCCAGCGACGCGAAACGCUUGCUUUUUUCCCUCGCUUUGCCCAAUUUGCUCGUCUACGUCUCAAUCGCCUGCCUCCAACAGAAAUUAAUGGGAUAUAGAAUUUAGCUUCCGUCGCGUCUCUGGCAUAUAACCGGGGUGUAAGGGAAGUAGUGAGGUAAUUUUGCAUCUCAAAACUUUUAAAACGAGAUUGACUACAUGUCAUAUCUGUUUAUUUUACAAACUUACUCACUGUCCAAUUGAACAAUUGAGUUGGGCAACAUUUCAAGGGAGAAUUUCAUAGCUGUCACCUUUGUUGUAGGCUACAGUGGGCUGAGUGAUUGGUUUACCUUCAUAAAAGUACUAUCACAUAGCUACCACAAAUUCCAAAUGUUAACUUUGGUUUGGGCCUCGUCCUGUUUGGGCUCUGAGAAUAUGAUGUGCUAUCCAAUGAACUUCAGGAAUAUUUUGAUGCGCAUGCAAGGUAUCAGCAUAGUGAUGCCGUGGUAUUGCUGUCAAAAGUUGCUGUGUAUGUGAUUUCAUGUAUGUGGUAACAAAAAGUUUUGUUAUGAAAUUAGUUAAGACUCUUUUUCCAUUUCUUAAGACAUUCACAUUGAGUAUACACAGCAGAUUUGUUUUGCUGUACUCUAAUAGAGGAAUGCCAUAUUGAUAAAUAAGCCAUUAUAUUAAAGUCUGUCUUUUAGCAUGGAUCAAAGCGCAUGCUAUCCACAAACGCACCAUAUUUAAUUUUUUUUUUUUUUUUUGUGUAGUAUUACAUGUCGGGUAUCUGUGAGGCCAGUUGGCUUGUUUUAAUUUUUUCUGUUUAUUUUGUGUUUUAUAUUCAAUAUUACUAUAUAUUAUUAUAUGCAUUUACAAGAGAACGAUAGGUCAUUGGAGUGAGUUGACAAUAUGUGAGGUUAAACCCUUAAUUUGCAAUGCUAUGAUUAUUUUCAUGGUGUUGGGAGAGUGGGUUAUUUUUUUUACUGAUUUCAAAGUGAUUUUAAUCAUACCAAAGUAGAUUCUCUGUGGUAAUAUAGUAUGCUUAUUUUAAUUGUUUCACUUGUUUUAAAUCUUUUUGUAACAUUUAAUGUACAUGUAAGCCAUGCAAUCCAAAAUCUUUGUAGAACUUAUCACCAGGUAAUUUUUUCUAGACAAAAUUUAUAUUUGUCAAGUCCAUGUAAGCUCAGAAAUGUCCCUCUAUAUUGGCAGCCAUAUGAAAUGACCAUAGAGUUAAGCUUUGUGUAGCCUUGUGCUGUGAAGUUUAGUGUUGAAGUCCGCUUUCUUCUGUUGGCUUUAAGGGGUGGGAAAAAAAGAUUAUAUGGCAUUGGCUAUGAGGUUCUCUGCACUGUUGUGUCGUAGUGCCAUUUAUGAAGUCAUUUUGUACUUUCACUGAAUGUCUUGUUUUGUCCCUGGUUCCUGAAACAUUCAAAAGCCUCAACUUAUGAACUUAAAUGGCAGCUCAUUCAAUUGGUUUUAACAGCAAUGUGCCAUUGUAUGUGCUUCUGAGGUUUUGCUAUUUGAAUCAGUUGUUUUUGUUUGUUUUCUUUAUCACAUGUAAAACACAAUUCAAUGUGAGAUGCUUUUAUUUGUUUUUGAGUUAGUAAUGUGUCCUAAUGACUUCAUAAUACCUGUAUGAAAUCACUAAAUUAUAUCACAGAAGAGUACUUAUCAUAUAACAAAAUGCUGUUCCCAACGAUAUUUUUUGUAUGGUCAUCAGUUUUGACCAUUUCUUCUAUUUGUGCUGGACUGUUAAAUAAUCUAAUGUGAAUUAGGAUUCAUAUCAUUAUUUUCCCCACGCUACUUUGAGAUACGAAUACACACCAUCACUAAAACUAUUAAUAGUAAUUUUGCUAUUACUCUAGUACUCUAGCAUAUGGUGCAAUGGACUAUUGCCUGAUAUUUAAAUAAAAUAAGCCACUCCAUUA
Messenger RNA from Clupea harengus (Atlantic herring), 3670 nucleotides. RefSeq names its product flotillin 2b (gene flot2b). Gene Ontology annotation, molecular function: protease binding. Gene Ontology annotation, biological process: regulation of myoblast differentiation; protein localization to plasma membrane. The record is from RefSeq and is a predicted model, not a curated record. Lineage: Eukaryota; Metazoa; Chordata; Actinopteri; Clupeiformes; Clupeidae. Gene Ontology annotation, cellular component: plasma membrane; cytoplasmic vesicle; flotillin complex.